Zingiber officinale is the source of this 1286-nucleotide messenger RNA. RefSeq lists its product as uncharacterized. NCBI's taxonomy places the organism in Eukaryota, Viridiplantae, Streptophyta, Magnoliopsida, Zingiberales, Zingiberaceae. The record is from RefSeq and is a predicted model, not a curated record. The coding region runs from base 2 to 1144 and encodes 380 amino acids. The transcript is spliced from 2 exons.
AAUGGUGAAAGCGAGAGAGGAGAAUAUGUCAAACUACGAAAUGAGCAUGAAACUCCUGGAACGCUUACUCCGGCAGGCCCAAGGCUUCGAAUUCUACGUCAUGGGAUUCACAAGUCAAAGCUCAAUCAAGCGGCCCUCCAUAGCUAGAGGUAGCCAUAUGCGGCUUCCUAGUAUCGCCAGAACAGAUUCCGCUGUGUCGAUUGCAGAAGAAAGUACUGAUCGGCAGGACGAGGCGCCGGAAGUGAAAUAUAAGAUAAGAUGGGAGGAGUCUCCGCUGAUCACCGGCGUCAAGCUGGGCCUCGACGACUUCGUCAUCAAAAUACUCCAACUGUCCCCAUGGUUAGCCACCUACGUCGAUUACGACGGCACGAACGUGCUCCAGGCCGCCGUCAAGUAUGGUCGGAGGCGGGUCGUGCAGGUCAUCAAAGAGGACGAGCGGCUGCCGACGUGGUUGUUCACCGAUCUGGAGUCCGACACCAACAACACCCUUCUGCAUAUCGCAGCUUCCAACAAGAUCUCCAAUACGGAAGCAAAUCCCCUACGUCUGCAAGAUGAACUCGAAUGGUUUGAGAUGCUCAAAAAGGACGUCGUUCCUUCAAACCUGUGGGACUACCGAAACAGAAGAUGGAUGACCGCCCAGGAGAUGUUCGACGAGAAGCACGAGAGGACGGUGCAGGUGUGCAGUGACAAGCUAGCGGAGAAUGGCCGGGCCUGCUCCCCGCUGUUGGCAGCGGUGGUGUUCACCUCCAGCUUCUACAUCCCCGGCGAGGACAACCGGGAGAGCAACCGACUGGCCUUCAAGAUCUUCUCCCACGUCUACGUGGUGGGGUUCUCCUUCGCAGCCACCUCGCUGGUCAUGUUCCUGAUGCUGGCCUUGAGGCCGUUCAAUCAGCGGCACUUCCGGCGGGUGGUGCCAUGGCACUACGUGACGGCGUGCUUCUUGCUGACCAUGUCCCUGGCCGCCUUUAUCAUCGCCUUCGCCUGCAACAUGUACCUGCAAAUCUACGGCAAGCAGAGGAAGUCCCGUGCCGACUUGACGAAGCUGCUGCUGGAGCUCCUCCUCGUUCCCGUCCUCUGUGCCUUGUCGCUCUCCCUCACUGGAACCUCCUGGAGAUUCAGUACCCUUAAACGUCUCGCCAAGUAAUUAAUUCUAUCUUCUAUCUCAUUAAACAGCAACUUGACAAUUCAUGAUAAGUUGAUUUCAUUUGUGUGUCAAAAACUUCUUGAAUUGAUUUCGUGGCAAUUCAUGAUAAGAAUUGCUUUGUUUUUCUUAGUGUGGAUUUGAU